UGUGAUGCUGAAUUGAACUCGGAGUGAAGGAUAGAACAUGUAUAGAUGUGAUGUUUGUGGGCAAGACUUCAGCUAUUCCUUAGAUUUAAAGAGACAUGUUUGCAGGGAUAAAAAGGCAUUCACGUUGUCCCAGUGAUCAUGACCAUACAUAUUCUCAGCAGAAUGAGGUACCAAGAAUUCGUAUACCUUAUAUUUUUCAUCAUGACCAUAUGUAUUCCCGGAUGGAAAUGGAUACAGAUGCUGAACCAAACAUCUAUGGUGUCUGAAGUCUCAGUUACCAGGUUUGAUGACUCCUCUCAGCGAGAUGUACACACCGGGGCUCAUACAGACGAGAAACCAAAAAUGUACUCAUGUGAUGUCUAUGAUAAAGGGUUUGACGACUCCUCUGGGCCAGAUGUACACACCGGUACACCUGCAGAAGAGAAACCAAACAUGUACUCGUGUGGUGUCAGCGAUAAAGAGUUAAGUGAUUCAUCUCAGCUAGAGUUACUUGUUCCCAAUGUUGACAAGAUUCUAACAAGUAAAGUAGAGAGCCAGAAUAUGGACCAGAUUCUAACGAGUAAAGUACAGAGCCAGAAUAUGGACCAGAUUCUAACAAGUAAAGUACAGAGCCAGAAUAUGGACCAGAUUCUAACAAGUAAAGUACAGAGCCAGAAUAUGGACCAGAUUCUAACGCGUAAAGUACAGAGCCAGAAUAUGGACCAGAUUCUUACGAGUAAAGUACAGAGCCAGAAUAUGGACCAGAUUCUAACGAGUAAAGUACAGAGCCAGAAUAUGGGCCAGAUUCUAACAAGUAAAGGACAGAGCCAGAAUAUGGACCAGAUUAUUACAAGUAAAGUACAGAGCCAGAAUAUGGACCAGAUUCUAACAAGUAAAGUACAGAGCCAGAAUAUGGACCAGAUUCUAACGAGUAAAGUGCAGAGCCAGAAUAUGGGCCAGAUUCUUACAAGUAAAGUAGAGAGCCAGAAUAUGGACCAGAUUCUUACAAGUAAAGUAGAGAGCCAGAAUAUGGACCAGAUUCUAACGAGUAAAGUACACAGCCAGAAUAUGGACCAGAUUAUUACAAGUAAAGUACAGAGCCAGAAUAUGGACCAGAUUCUAACAAGUAAAGUACAGAGCCAGAAUAUGGACCAGAUUCUAACAAGUAAAGUACAGAGCCAGAAUAUGGACCAGAUUCUAACAAGUAAAGGACAGAGCCAGAAUAUGGACCAGAUUAUUACAAGUAAAGUACAGAGCCAGAAUAUGGACCAGAUUCUAACAAGUAAAGGACAGAGCCAGAAUAUGGACCAGAUUCUUACAAGUAAAGUAGAGAGCCAGAAUAUGGACCAGAUUCUUACAAGUAAAGUAGAGAGCCAGAAUAUGGACCAGAUUCUAACAAGUAAAGGACAGAGCCAGAAUAUGGACCAGAUUCUUACAAGUAAAGUACACAGCCAGAAUAUGGACCAGAUUCUUACAAGUAAAGUACAGAGCCAGAAUAUGGACCAGAUUCUAACGAGUAAAGUACAGAGCCAGAAUAUGGACCAGAUUCUUACGAGUAAAGUACAGAGCCAGAAUAUGGACCAGAUUCUAACGAGUAAAGUACAGAGCCAGAAUAUGGACCAGAUUCUAACGAGUAAAGUACAGAGCCAGAAUAUGGACCAACCAAGUAUUUUACAAAAUCACUCUGUUGCACAGUUAACAGAGAAAACAUACAAGUGUCAUGACUGUGGUAAAAAUGUUACGGAUACAAACACUCUACAAUUACUUGAGAGAAUACAUACCUGUACAGGACAAUAUGGUAAUAAGGCUUUAUGUAAUACAGACCACCUUGCCAGCGCUACUAGUUGUGGGGCAGAAGGUAAAUUCAGCUCUAUUGUAAGAGAAAGUGGGACUAGUCAUGCAUCAGAACUUCAUUUACAUACAAGCAUUCUGAAAAAGCAUUUUCGGACGGAUACAAACAGGCAGCGGUAUAGAUGUUUCAUUUAUGAUCUGAAUCGGGAUGUAAAAGUGGCACAUUAUAUACGAGAAAAACAACAAACAAAGAAAAUGUGGAAGUGUUGCAUAUGCCGUCAGUUAUUUUUCACCAAAAGCAGUCUGAAAGAACAUGUCAAAAAUCAUAACGGGAGAAAACAAAGACAGGUUUUAGUAACGAACAAUUCCACCCAUACAUAUCAGAAGCCAAAUAGUUUUACAUUUGAUGUUCCUUAUGAUGUGUCAAGUGAUUGCAUUCAGAUAGAGGCAAAUACUUCGGAAAAUGGAAGAGAUUCACGUAGUUCACAUCUUGAUGGUCAAUCUAGUCAAUUAGAUAGGCACAACCGGCAUGAUAAAAAAGAAGUGAAAAUCAGUCGUGCGUUUUCUGAUAAGUUACUUCAGGCAAGCUUCGUACAGAGACAGACUAGUGCACAAAUAUCAGAGAAAAGCUACAAGUGUAAUGACUUUGAUAAAGAAUUUAAGGAGACAAAUCACAUAAGGGAAUAUAUAAAGGAACAAUCCAAGAGUACCUGUCAUAUAUGUGGCAAAGUGUUAAACUCGGCUAAAACUCUAAAAGUACAUCUCAGAGUUCAUACUGGGGAAAGGUCAUAUAUAUGUGAUCGUUGUGGAAAGGCUUUUGGACAUGGAUCUACCUUAUAUAGACACAUCCUGAUGCAUACGGGAGAGAAGCCGCACAAAUGUUAUCUUUGUGGUAGGACAUUUACACAGAAAUCAACGUUGAAAAGACAUAUCAUGAUACAUUUGGGAGAAAAGCCGCAGGAGUGUGAUUUAUGCAGAAAGAGGUUUUUAGACUACCCGCUGACCUGAAAAUUCACAGCAGGUUACAUACCGAAGAGAAACAAUUUGAAU
Messenger RNA from Pecten maximus, 2820 nucleotides. Its product is annotated as zinc finger protein 568-like. Lineage: Eukaryota; Metazoa; Mollusca; Bivalvia; Pectinida; Pectinidae. Gene Ontology annotation, molecular function: RNA polymerase II cis-regulatory region sequence-specific DNA binding; DNA-binding transcription factor activity. The transcript has a single exon. The coding region runs from base 139 to 2778 and encodes 879 amino acids. Gene Ontology annotation, biological process: regulation of transcription by RNA polymerase II. The record is from RefSeq and is a predicted model, not a curated record.